AUGCCUAUUGACCGGUUUAAUGGUGACAAAUACAGUUUCUUUUGUUUAAUCGCAUUAUCGUGUUCAACUGUCGGUAUUUUUUUAGACAGACCAACUCCUCCGACGGGCUUUCGGGUUCUCAAUAAAUUAACAACGGCUACAAGUGCAACAGUACAAUGGUUUCCUUCUUUUAAUGGUGGACAACCUCAACAUUUUGUAUUGAACUACUCGAAAUCUCUACAGAAACACUGGACACACGAAGAAAUAGAAGACACGGGAGAACCAAUUCUUAUUUAUACGAUAAAUGGGUUGUCAAGCAAUUCUGUCUAUUACAUAUUUGUAUAUUCCGUUAACAUAUUAGGAUCAUCCAAGUUGUCUGAACGUCUUGAAAUCAAGACCAAAGAAGGGAUGUAUACAGAUGGUAACACCAGUGUCGUUGGGACAACCAUAGGAAUUUGUAUCGGUGUUGUGCUCUUUUUGCUUGUUCUAGUUGUUGGUAUAUACGCAUUAAGAAGGUUUAUGCUGAGAUAUCAACAUACAAGUAAAAGUGUAUAUCAAAAUACUAAUGGACCAUCAACGCAAACGAUCAAUUCGGCAACUGAAUACGAGGGCAUUGAUCUUUAUGCAGUUGGAGCAAACAUAAAACCGAAUGACCCAAACAGCACAGGUAUGUCAUUUUUUUGUGUGUGUUAAUUUAAUUAUAAGUGU
Messenger RNA from Ruditapes philippinarum (Manila clam), 687 nucleotides. RefSeq lists its product as uncharacterized. The record is from RefSeq and is a predicted model, not a curated record. Lineage: Eukaryota; Metazoa; Mollusca; Bivalvia; Venerida; Veneridae. The transcript has 5 exons. The coding region runs from base 1 to 672 and encodes 223 amino acids. Gene Ontology annotation, molecular function: protein binding.